Dryobates pubescens (Downy woodpecker) is the source of this 2595-nucleotide messenger RNA. RefSeq names its product carnitine palmitoyltransferase 1B (gene CPT1B). Gene Ontology annotation, biological process: fatty acid metabolic process; carnitine metabolic process. Lineage: Eukaryota; Metazoa; Chordata; Aves; Piciformes; Picidae. The coding region runs from base 262 to 2580 and encodes 772 amino acids. The transcript is spliced from 19 exons. The record is from RefSeq and is a predicted model, not a curated record. Gene Ontology annotation, cellular component: mitochondrion. Gene Ontology annotation, molecular function: carnitine O-palmitoyltransferase activity.
GUUCCCGGCCCCAUCCGCGGUCCCGGGGGCGGAGCGGCCCCGCAGGCGGUGCAGGGCACGGCGGAGCGGGGGGAGAGGCGGGGGGGGGUCGCGGGGCAGCCGUUGCCAUUUGUGUCGCUGGCGCGGGGCCCGUCCGGUGCCCGCUGUCCGGUGCCCGCUGUCCGGUGACGGGUGCCCGGCUCCGCGGGCGCUCGGAACCGCCGACCCCGACCCCGGGGCUGCCGCCGUCCCCCCCUGAGCAGGUGCCCGCAGCCGCCCACCAUGGCAGAAGCUCACCAGGCCGUGGCCUUCCAGUUCUCUGUCACCCCUGAGGGCUUGGACUUCCACCUGAGCCGGGAGGCCGUGCGCCAGCUCUACCUCGCCGUCGUCUCCUCCUGGAAGAAGCGCUUGGUCCGCGCCAAGAACAGCUUCCUGACUGGUGUCUACCCGGCCUCCCCGUCCAGCUGGAUGGUGGUGGUGGUGGCCACCGCUGGCUCCUUCUACUGCCAGGUGGAUCCCUCGCUGGGGCUGAUCGCCCGCAUCCGCCACUGCCUGCCCGAGAGCCCCCUGCUGGGCGCCGAGGGCCGCACGGCGGUGAGCGUCGGCGUCUUCUCCACCGGGGUCUGGCUCUCGGCGGUGCUCAUCUUCCGGCAGCUGCUGAAGCUCCUCCUGUCCUACCACGGCUGGAUGUUUGAGCCCCACGGCAAGAUGAGCCGCAGCACCAGGAUCUGGGUGGCGCUGAUGAAGCUGCUGUCUGUCCGCAAGCCUCUGCUCUACAGCUUCCAGACCUCCCUGCCCAAGCUGCCUGUGCCCUCCGUGCAGGCCACCAUCAGCCGGUACCUGGAGUCGGUGCGGCCUCUGAUGGACGACGAGAAGUACGGCAGGAUGGAGGCUCUGGCCAAGGAGUUCAAGGAGAAGACAGCCCCGCGGCUGCAGAAGUACCUGGUCCUCAAGUCCUGGUGGACGACCAACUACGUGAGUGACUGGUGGGAGGAGUACAUCUACCUGCGUGGCCGCAGCCCUCUCAUGGUCAACAGCAACUACUACGCCAUGGACUUCCUCUACGUGACCCCCAGCCACAUCCAGGCUGCCCGGGCGGGCAACGCUGUCCACUCCAUGCUGCUCUACCGCCGCAAGCUGGACCGGGGAGAGAUCCCCCCCAUGAUGGCGCUGGGCAUCGUGCCCAUGUGCUCCUACCAGUCGGAGCGGAUGUUCAACACCACCCGCAUCCCGGGCAAGGAGACGGACACGCUGCUGCACUUGGUGGACAGCAAGCACCUGGCUGUGUACCACAGGGGUCGCUUCUACAAGGUCUGGCUCUACUACGGGGGGCAGGUGCUGCCCCCCCGGGACCUGCAGCUCCAGUUCCAGAGGAUCCUGGAUGACCCCUCCCCCCCCCAGCCCGGGGAGCAGCACCUGGCAGCGCUCACUGCCGGCGACAGGGUGCCCUGGGCAGAGGCCCGUGCCCGCUUCUUCAGCCAGGGGAAGAACAAGGUGGCCCUGGACGCCAUCGAGCGGGCAGCCUUCUUCCUGACCCUGGACGAGGAGGAGCACGGCUACAGCGAGGGCAAGGAGGGCUGCAUGGACGCCUACGCCAAGUCCCUGCUCCACGGCCAGUGCUAUGACCGCUGGUUCGACAAAUCUUUCACCCUGGUGGUCUACAAGAAUGGGAAGCUGGGGGCCAACGCCGAGCACUCCUGGGCCGAUGCCCCCAUUGUUGGGCACCUCUGGGAGUUCAUGCUGGCGACCGACAAGUUCCAUCUGGGCUACACGGAGGAUGGCAACUGCAAGGGGGAGCCCAACACAGCCCUGGCACCGCCCCAGCGCCUGCAGUGGGACCUGCCCGAGGAGUGCCGCGCAGCCAUCGAGGGCUCCCUGCGGGUGGCACGGGCGCUGGCACAGGAUGUGGACUUCUCCUGCUUCCAAUUCUCAGCCUUUGGCAAGGGGCUGAUCAAGCGCUGCCGCACCAGCCCUGACGCCUUCAUCCAGCUCUCCCUGCAGCUGGCACACUUCCGCGACAAGGGCAGAUUCUGCCUGACCUAUGAGGCCUCCAUGACGCGGCUGUUCCGCGAGGGCCGCACCGAGACCGUCCGCUCCUGCACGGCCGAGUCCGUCGCCUUCGUGCGCAGCAUGGGAGACCCCCGCCGCAGCCGCUCGGAGCGGCAGAAGCUGUUCCAGCUGGCAGCCACCAAGCACCAGCAGCUGUACCGCCUGGCCAUGACGGGCGCGGGCAUCGACCGCCACCUCUUCUGCCUCUACAUCGUCUCCCGCUACCUGGGGGUCCGCUCCCCCUUCCUCGACCAGGUGCUGUCGGAGCCCUGGCGCCUCUCCACCAGCCAGACCCCGCAGCAGCAGCUGAAGAUGUUUGACAUGGCACAGCACCCUGACCACGUCUCCACCGGGGGUGGCUUCGGCCCCGUGGCAGACGAUGGCUAUGGGGUGUCCUACAUCAUCGCUGGGGAGAACCUGAUCAACUUCCACAUCUCCAGCAAGUUCUCCAGCCCCGAGACGGACUCGAAGCGCUUCGGAGGCCACAUCCGCCAGGCCAUGCUGGACAUCGCCCAGCUCUUCGACGUGCCCCCUGCCAAGGGGGCACAGUGAGUGGGCACUGGGCCC